ACCAUGCUUCGCAUAAAUGUCCUCCAAAUCCUUAUAUUCUAGUAUUAGAUGAGAUUGUAUCAAUUAUCUCACAAACACAAACUUAUUUAAGUGGUUUGUCUAUAUCUCUUGCCAAUUUCUCAGAAUUAAUUACUCAGGCAGAAAGAGUUAUU
Molecule: messenger RNA, 152 nt
Organism: Dentiscutata erythropus
Lineage: Eukaryota; Fungi; Glomeromycota; Glomeromycetes; Diversisporales; Gigasporaceae
Source: the annotation of a GenBank genome assembly